Molecule: messenger RNA, 2910 nt
Organism: Sparassis crispa
Lineage: Eukaryota; Fungi; Basidiomycota; Agaricomycetes; Polyporales; Sparassidaceae
Exons: 8
Coding region: 1-2910 (969 amino acids)
Source: RefSeq, a predicted model, not a curated record
AUGUCUGCAGCUGUUCGCAUACAAUGUCGCUGUGCUCGCUGCAGUCUGGACCUGCUAGGAUUCAAGUAUCAGUCAAAGCAGGUCUGUGUGAAGCAUCUAAAGCUCUACGGGCCAUACACUUCAGUUCCGGAGAGCUCGCAAACCCCUAAUUCAGCCCCAUUGCAGCCUACAACACACCACAACAUCGCUGAAACUGGAUCCAGUAGUGAACCUCGGCAGGCAGAACAUCGGAUUCCAGAGGAUGCGCAUUUGCCUGAGCCUGUACUCACUCAUGAUGACGGGGCUGUUCAUCCUGGCCCACAUGGUACUGAAGAUGACUUUGAGGGCUUUGACGACUUUCAGCCACAGGAUGUGGAACCAGACUCUCAGCCAUCUAGGAAUUCUUCUCGCUCGCCUUCUCCAUAUGUUGAUCCUCCACCUGCACCAGGGCUCGAACCCGAUGACUAUCACGAAGUGCUGCCACCAGACAUCGCCAUCCCAGGCUCAGAGCAUGACAAUGAUGACGAUGAACCCUCUGUCAUUAUUCCGGCCUUUAGUGAAGAGUCCUACAUUCGGAUGGCCUAUCUUCAUGCCGUCAUGGGUAACACCUAUCAAAAUCUCACAUGGAACGCCGCAACCGAGCAGCUGAACAACACAUUGGACUGUCUGUCGGUCCAAGCAGGCCAGCUACCCCUCAGGCCUCAACCUGCACGCACUCUGGCAACUGCUAGACGGCGCCUUGGCAUUGAUCCUGAUGCUUGGAUUAUUCAGUAUGCGAUUUGUCCGGUUUGCUGGAAGCACCAUACUCCGAGGGAACUGAAAGAGCUUGAGUCACCUGCCUGUACAGUUCUUGGUUGCUCCGGUUCACUUUAUCUUGAAUCACUCGACUCAAAGGGCAAAACUCGGCGGCAGGCAAUCAAAAUCAGUCCACAGUCAUUGCAUGACUUUCGCAAUGAUCAGCCUGGGCACAAUCGCGAUGAAGACUUCGUGAUGGAGGACAUCUAUGACAGUGAUAUGCUCUUUAGGCUGACAACUGGGACAAUCAGAGAAAUUAACUCUGCCGGUACCGUUCGUGAUCGUCCUCGAGAAGACGGUCAAGAACCAGUGAAGCUUACAAGCCAUCGCUACGGACUAGCUCUUUCUAUGAACCUCGACUGGUUUGGCUUACUCUCUGGCCGUCCUCACUCGACUGGCCCAAUAUACCUCGCCCUCAAUAAUCUUCCGCGCGACCAACGGUAUUUUCAACUUAACGUAAUUUGCCUUGCAGUACUUCCAGGUCCAGGCGAGCCUAAUCAGCAACAGCUUAACCAUGCACUUGAGCCCGGUAUUAAGGAAAUGAUUGAACUACACAAAGGCAUUGAAAUGAGUGUGCACGAUGAUGAUGCAGCCACGGUGUAUGCCGACUUCCUCUGUGAUAACUGCGACACGCCCGCGGCACGCAAGGUCAGCGGCACAGCAUCGCAUAACCACGAUUUUCAUCCUUGCUUGUACUGCGGGAUCAAUAUACUGGAUAUCAACAAGUCCAGUGGCUACGACAACAGUCGACCGGAGAAGGAUGACUACAAAUUGCUCAAGCAUGCAUUCUCUGCGAGAGGAGUGAGCAUUCGCCGGGAAAGUGCCAUAUUGUGCAACCAUGGCGUGCGCUGGAGCAUCAUGAAUCUGCUCGCAGGCUGGCUACCAUCCUCGCAGACUGUCUUGGACUUCAUGCAUGCAGUCUUCUUAGGAAUUAUCGCACAUCUAUAUCUUGACCUUCUCUUCAAGGGUUACAUGUUCUCCGGUAUCGGAGGUGAUGAUUCCCCCAAACAGAAGUUUGAGGACACGGUGAACUCAGUGCGAUGGCCGAGUCAUGUCACUCGGCUUCCAAAGAACCUUGGCGAGAAUCAAUCAUUGAAGAAGGCUGACAAAUGGCGCCGGCUUCUCACCAUCAUGCCAAUCCUACUCUGGGUGUGCUGGAAAGAUGAACAUGACCGCAUACCAAAUGUCACCCCACCUAUUCCUCCAAAUGCGAAGACACGACCUACACAUUCUCGUAAUUGCAAGAGCAUCUACUUCACGAUUCUUCUUCUUUGCGCAGGCAUCUGUAUACUGGCCUCGUGCAAGAUCUCUAUGUCGCAGGCUCAAAUUGGUCAAGACUUCCUGACACAGUACAACCGCAAGAUGCAGGAGCUCGGUGUUGACCUUACAAUCAACAACCAUCUGUCGACUCACUUCGCAAAAUUCAUCAAAUUAUUUGGGCCUGUCUACGGUUGGUGGCUCUUUGCCUUUGAACGGUUUAAUGGAAUGUUUGAGCGAGUAAAUACUAACGGUCAUGACGGGGGACGCAUGGAGCUAACUCUCAUGCGGCACUGGAUACAGUGCCAUCUCAUCUACGAGUAUCUCCUGGCACUACCUCCCGAAGCUCAUUCGAAAGAACGCGAGUACGUCGAGAGAGUAAUCAAGUCAGAAGGGCGCAGUCAGCGAGGUGGAAUGAUGACGGAACUUGCCAUCUAUCGCAGUGAGGCUACAACAGAUCGCGUCAAACUCCCCCGUGUGCUUGGGAAGCCUAUCAAUCUUCGUAAAUUCCUGGUGCCUGGGGCUGGAGGAAUAUACCGCCUUGCUCUCAAGUACUCCCAACUGCUAUAUCCCGAACUCCAUCUCAUCGACGAUCUGUCGCUAGAGGAUGAAGUUGCUUUCAUUGCAUCUCGAGUCGUGCGACCUCUCACAUACAUUCGGAAAGAUGGGAUACGCUACGGAUCGACCUCUAACAAGCGCACAAAAGCUGAUCGAUACGUCUUCAUCAUAGAUCCUAGUGGAGAGUCAGGUGAGCGUGUACCUGUGGAGAUCGCAGCACUACUAGGCAUCAAGGUUGCGGAGAAAUCGCCGCAUGUAUGCGCUGUCAUCCGCCGCAUGGUCUCUGAUGAGAAUAUUCCAACAUUCCCAUGGCAAACUUAG